Phyllostomus discolor (pale spear-nosed bat) is the source of this 2300-nucleotide messenger RNA. RefSeq names its product rabphilin 3A like (without C2 domains) (gene RPH3AL). The coding region runs from base 312 to 1220 and encodes 302 amino acids. Lineage: Eukaryota; Metazoa; Chordata; Mammalia; Chiroptera; Phyllostomidae. The record is from RefSeq and is a predicted model, not a curated record. Gene Ontology annotation, biological process: intracellular protein transport. The transcript has 9 exons. Gene Ontology annotation, molecular function: small GTPase binding.
UGGCCCCCAGAUAGCAGGCCAGGUCAGCUGGGAGGCGCCUUGGCUGCUGCUUUAAGCAAACAGCCAGGGCCAGGGUCCCUGCCCCAGCUCCACCGACGACGGGGGUGGAAGGAGGAUGGAGUUCCUGGAGGAGCCCCACAGAGCCACCUGAGGGCUGGUGUCCUGGUGGGGCUGUGCGGGGGCUGCUGGGGGAGCCAGCAGUGUGGGGCACUGCUCCCGGGGACCUGGAGGACUGCCCCUGCCGGCACACCUGAGGAACUGGGACUUUACCAAGCAGAUGUGACUCCCCCCACUGGCUGGAUGCUCCAAGCAUGGCCGACACCAUCUUUGGCAGCGGGAGCGACCAGUGGGUCUGCCCCAAUGAUCGGCAGCUUGCCCUGCGAGCCAAGCUGCAGACGGGCUGGUCCGUGCACACCUACCAGACAGAGAAGCAGAGGAAGAGCCAGUGCCUCAGCCCGGCCGAGGUGGAGGCCAUCCUGCAGGUCAUCCAGAGGGCCGAGCAGCUCGAUGUCAUGGAGCAGCAGAGGAUCGGGCGGCUGGUGGAGCGGCUGGACACCAUGAGGCGCAACGUGAUGGGGAACGGCCUCUCCCAGUGUCUGCUCUGUGGGGAGGUGCCAGGCUUCCUGGGCGGCUCGUCGGUGUUCUGCAAGGACUGCAGGAAGAAAGUCUGCACCAAAUGUGGGAUCGAGGCCUCCCCUGGCCAGAAGCGGCCCCUGUGGCUGUGUAAGAUCUGCAGUGAGCAGAGAGAGGUCUGGAAGAGGUCGGGGGCCUGGUUCUACAAAGGGCUGCCCAAGUACAUCCUGCCCCUGAAGACCCCCGGCCGGGCCGAUGACCCCCACUUACGACCUUUGCCUGUGGAGCCGGCGGAGCAAGAGCCCAGAAGCACGGAGACCAGUCGAGUCUACACGUGGGCCCGUGGGAGAGUGGUUUCCAGUGACAGUGACAGCGACUCGGACCUCAGCUCCUCCAGCCUGGAGGAGAGACUCCCGCCCACCGGGGACAGAGACCUGAAAGGCGACAAGUCCUGCAGGGAGUCCGGUGGCAGCAUGGAGUCCCCCAAGGUGGAGCUCACCCGCCCACCCAGCCACCUGUCAGGGAGCCAGAGCAGCCUGGCCAGCGAGACUGGGACCAGCUCUGGGGACCCACAGAGGGGCACCCCUCCCUGGCCCGACCCAAAGGGCCCCGGCAAAAGGCACACCCGGACCAGCCCCCGCUGUUGACUGGCCUCCGGUGUCCGCCCUGGGCAGAGGCCGGUCUGGUGCGUGGAGCGCGCUUUGCAGGUGGAAGAGGUUGAGCGAGAAAGAGCGCGUGCACGCCAGAGCCACACUCUUCCUGGUCCCUUCCGGACCAGUCCAGGAGGCCUCCCACCCAACCCCGUGGGACGUGACCCCGAGUCAACAAACCAGUGGGCUAAGUCCGCUGCCCCCACUCAGUGCCUUUCUGCGCCGCUUCUCUCCCGCGAGUCCUUCUCACCGCCCACCCAGCCACUCCACUCAGCCAUAACCUUUAUUUAUUGUCCUCCCCAGACUCUUCCUCAGUCUCACCCCCCCCCACCCCGCCCCAUGUGUAUUUCAAGUUGGCCCUGGUCUUGGGCUGGAAGGGCCUUCAGACCCCCUUGGCAGUCCCCCCACGUGCACUGCGGUUUCAGAGGGCUCUGUGCGGGCUUUCUCUGUGUUUGUGCUAAAAUGAAAGAAGCAGCCCAGUCCUGAGCAUUACCCUUCAAAGCUGAGCUGGGCCCCUGGAGAGAGCGGUGGAGCCCAGAGCAGGUGGGAGGAGACUCUCCGCCCUUUCCCUCUGCCUGUAGCUCGGGGAGCUGAGAGCAGCACCCUCCCCUCCCUCCCUCCCUCCCCUUGGCCCAGGAGCCUUGGUGGGAACCUGGCUUUCUGUCCUUUCUUCGAGCCCCUCCCUCCGCCUCCCUGCUUGUCUCCACCUCUCCCCUGCCUGUGGAGCUGAGCAGGGCUCUGGUGAAGACUGAAUUCGCUCACUGGAGAGCAGCCGUGGGCCCAGUCCCAGCUGGGGCCCGAAGGCUCCCCUACGCCAUUAAUUCACUUCUCCUCAGUGGGUUCAGUUUGGCAUGAAAAAUACGUAAUUCAGAGCAUAGGCAAAUGCUCCUGGAAAACCCUUCCCUGAAGAGAGAGUAAAUGUGUGUUUCUGCGUGUGGUUGUCCGGACCCACCCAUCCUUCCUCUCCGCCCUCGGUGUCCCCCACGCCCAGUCCUCCAGGCCCUCAGGCCCCCGCCGUUGGCUUUUGCACCAUUGCUACCAGCAGAUGGUAAAAAAAAAAAAAAAAAAAAAAAAAAA